UAGAGUCGGAUGGUGAUGCUGACACUGCUCCCAUACUUCGUAGUCUGAGAUAAACAGAGGGAGGGGUCUGUUCUCACUCUAGAAAAAAAUGCUUAUCACUUCCACAGAAUGUUUUGACUGUGAAGAAAGAGACUGUGAUGAAGUCUCAGGGAGAAGGGCAGUUCUGGAGAGGAUAGUCAGUUAGGGACAGUGAGAGGGAGAGUGAGCUUUUUGUGAGGACUGGGAACAAGGAAGGAAAGUAGGGGAGAGGGGAAACUUCACGGUAAGCUGGGAUUUUUGUUGUUGUUUGGUUUGGCUUUUCGUUUGUGUGUUUUGUUUCAGAAAGUGGCAGCAGGUGGCCUGAUUGGAUCUGGUCUAGGGCCAGGGAGUCUCAGUGAACAUGUUCCCAUCAAAAUUCACUCUGUCUGUCUAAUCUGGGCCGCUGUGACUGAGGACUGCACCGGUAGUAGCUGAUGGCCUAGCCAGGCAGCAAGUGGGCGGGAAUUCCCCCCAUGGGAGAAGAGUUGCUGCAGCUCCUUCGCUGCUUUGGAGGAGGGCAGAAGGCGGGGUAAGUUUGGUGGGAAACGCUGUAACUUCCUUUUUACAAGGCACUAGAGCAGAAUCCAGAAUGGAUGUCCUCUUUGUAGCCAUUCUUGCUGUGCCACUCAUCCUGGGACAAGAAUAUGAGGAUGGAGAAGAACUGGAGGAGGAUGACUAUUAUCAGGUGAUCUAUUAUUACACAAUCACCCCCAACUAUGAUGACUUUGGUGUGAACUUCACUGUUGAUUACUCUAUGUUCGAGUCAGAGAACACAGUGAACAGGUUGGAUGAUAAGGUGGAAGCAUCAGAGACUACCAUUAGUUAUGAAACAGACCGCGCUGACCAUCAGAAGCCUGUAACAGAGAAACCAGUGACAAUGGAACCACAGAGUCCAGAUCUGAAUGACGCUGUAUCCGGUCUGCAGAGUCCUGGUCCACUCCUUCUGUCCUGGGCCCUCGUUCAGGGGAUGAUGUAUUUCCUGUAAAAGGAGAAGGAAGACUCAUUGAUGGGGAUUUGGGAAGAAGAGAGUGGAAGAUUAAAUAAAUAAAUGAAGUAAUCUGG
Capra hircus (goat) is the source of this 1080-nucleotide messenger RNA. It is a transcript of the gene C3H1orf54, whose product is annotated as chromosome 3 C1orf54 homolog. The transcript is spliced from 6 exons. The record is from RefSeq and is a predicted model, not a curated record. The coding region runs from base 608 to 1003 and encodes 131 amino acids. NCBI's taxonomy places the organism in Eukaryota, Metazoa, Chordata, Mammalia, Artiodactyla, Bovidae.